Molecule: messenger RNA, 780 nt
Organism: Didymella exigua CBS 183.55
Lineage: Eukaryota; Fungi; Ascomycota; Dothideomycetes; Pleosporales; Didymellaceae
Product: P-loop containing nucleoside triphosphate hydrolase protein
Exons: 1
Biological process (GO): double-strand break repair via homologous recombination
Cellular component (GO): chromosome; nucleus; cytoplasm
Molecular function (GO): nucleic acid binding; four-way junction helicase activity; 3'-5' DNA helicase activity
Source: RefSeq, a predicted model, not a curated record
CUGCAGCAGGUGCUAGGCAAGCAAGACGUUGGGUUUCGGUCGGUGGAGCAGGAGCAGGCGCUGCACGCGGUGCUAGGGAAGCAGACGCCGCUGAUUGUCGUACUCCCGACAGGCGGAGGCAAGAGCUUGCUGUUCAGCGUGCCGGCUUGCUUGACGGACGCUGGGGUGACGGUGGUGGUAGUGCCGUAUCGAGCGCUGAUGGAGGACUUGGUGAGCCGCAUACGAAAGUGCGGCAUUGACUGCAUCAAGUGGAAGCACAGAGAGAGCAAUCUGGCGAGCGUAGUUGUGGUUAGCGCAGACAUGGCUGGUGACACAAGAAGCAACGGCAACUUCAUAGGGUACGCGAACAUGCUGCACAGCAAAGGGCUGCUGCGGCAGGUGGUGGUGGACAAGUGUCAUCUCAUCUUCACGUCGAGCGACUGGCGGCCGAAGCUGGCAGAGUUGAAGAACUUGCGGCUGCUGCCGUGCCUGAUCGUGCUGCUCACAGCGACGCUUCCGCCAGUGCGGGAGGGUGAGCUAGCAACAAGCAUGCUAAUUCCGUGCGCAAUGUACAUCCGGGCAAGCACUGUACAGCUAAACACGCAGUACUACGUGUUGUGGUGCGAGCGUGGUAAGGCGUUAGAGACAGUGGUGGCAAUGUGUCGACAGCAGCAGCAGCUACUACUUAGCAGAGGCUGGAAGGGCGUGCUGUACUGUCGCAGCAAGCAGCAGUGUGAAGAGCUAGCUGAGGUGCUGGGGUGUGGGUGCUAUCACGCCGACGUGCCCGACCGUGAGGACUAA